GGGAAAGUUGCACAUAAAGUGCUGGAGAGUGAGAAUCCUGGGAUCGCAGCCAGACAGGAAGCGUUUUCUCGCGGCCAGAGAGCUCCCUCCGUCCUUCCUGCGCUCCUCCGGCUCCCGGUGAUUCAGCCCGAAUUGAUUUUCUCCUCGUCCUUCACCUGGUGCCGGGAAGGAGGCACCGUCCCCGCGCACCCGCGUCCCACGGCGUGGAUGCGCCUCCUCCGGGACAGGCUCCCGGGGGAAGUUUGCAGCCAGGAGCGGCCGCACAGAGGCUGAGGCUGCGUGUGAGAGCCGCGGGGACACGCUCAGACCCCUCGGAAGGCAGCCAUGGCCGACAGCCAGCUGCCCUUCUCCUGCCACUACCCCGGCAGGCGCAGCCUCCGCGACCCUUUCCGGGAGCCCGGCCUCACCUCGCGCCUGCUGGACGAUGACUUCGGCUUGUCGCCCUUCCCCGGGGACCUGACGGCGGACUGGCCCGACUGGGCUCGGCCCCGGCUCACCACCACCUGGCCGGGCCCGCUGCGCGCCGGGCUGGGCCGCACGCCCCCCAUGGCCCCCGCGUACGGCGCCCACUUCGGGGGGUACCCCGAGAGCCGCAGCCCCGCGCCCUUCCCCCGCGAGCCCUGGAAGGUGUGUGUCAACGUGCACAGCUUCAAACCCGAGGAGCUCACCGUCAAAACCAAGGAUGGCUACGUCGAGGUGUCAGGCAAACACGAGGAGCAGCAGGUGGAAGGAGGGAUCGUCUCCAAGAACUUCACCAAGAAAAUCCAGCUGCCCUACGAGGUGGAUCCCAUCACGGUGUUCGCCUCCUUGUCCCCGGAGGGGCUGCUGAUCAUCGAGGCGCCCCAGAUCCCCCCCUACCAGCAGUACGGCGAGGGCAGCGGCGGCAGCGAGAUCCCCGUCGAGAGCCAGGAGGCCACCUGCACCUGAGCCGGCACCCCCGGCACCCCCGUCCCGUUGUCCCCUUCCCCUUCCCCCGCUCCCUGCGGCAUCCUGACAGCCUCGGGCAAGGGUGACGGGUGCCGCUGGCUCGCAGGGAUGAUGGCAGCACCCGCCACCCCCGCCGAGAGCCGGGGCACGCACCGGGUGCCAGCCCACCGCCCCCGAGGGCUUCUGGCGCCCUGAGUGCCGCUAGAGAUGUUGUGCCCGCGGGGCCAAGCAGAAAGGAUGCUCCUCCUUAUGGUUAUUGUUUGUUCCGAGUCGCUCGGAUGGGAUAUUUAUAAUACAAUAGCAAAAAAAAGGGCCUGUUUUUUUUUUU
Molecule: messenger RNA, 1255 nt
Organism: Melozone crissalis (California towhee)
Lineage: Eukaryota; Metazoa; Chordata; Aves; Passeriformes; Passerellidae
Gene: HSPB8
Product: heat shock protein family B (small) member 8
Exons: 4
Coding region: 325-927 (200 amino acids)
Biological process (GO): cellular response to unfolded protein
Cellular component (GO): nucleus; cytoplasm; protein folding chaperone complex
Molecular function (GO): protein homodimerization activity
Source: RefSeq, a predicted model, not a curated record